AUAAUUCAAAAAGUUUUUCUCUUUUUAAUUACUUUAUAAUUCUAAAUAAUAUUAUUAUAACUUAUUAAAACCCUAAAACCCUAGUAGCUUCUUUCUUCUAGAGCCUUCUUUUUUUCUUCUCUAAAUAAAAAGCCCAAACUUCUAUCGUUUUCUCUACUCUUCUGUCUUCUUUUUCAGCUGCAAUAUUUUUCUUGUAAUUAUAUUUUAAUUUAUAAUUAUGUAUCGUUUUGCAGCAAAACUUGCUUCUAAAUCCAGGGUUGCCAGAAGCACCACCCAACAGGUUGGUAGUAGGUUGAAUUGGAGCAGAAACUAUGCAGCUAAGGAUAUUAAAUUUGGAGUUGAAGCUCGGGGAUUGAUGCUUCAAGGUGUUGAACAGCUUGCCGAUGCUGUUAAAGUCACCAUGGGUCCAAAGGGUCGUAAUGUGGUGAUUGAACAAAGUUGGGGUGCACCCAAGGUGACAAAAGAUGGUGUCACUGUUGCAAAAGCCGUCGAAUUCAAGGACAAAAUAAAAAAUGUUGGUGCCAGCCUUGUAAAACAGGUUGCCAAUGCCACUAAUGAUGCUGCUGGUGAUGGUACCACUUGUGCAACAGUCCUCACCCGAGCAAUAUUUACUGAAGGGUGCAAGUCUGUAGCUGCUGGUAUGAAUGCAAUGGAUCUUAGACGAGGUAUCACAAUGGCUGUUGAUGCUGUUGUAACAAACCUGAAAAGCAGAGCACGGAUGAUAAGCACAUCCGAGGAGAUUGCCCAGGUUGGUACUAUCUCUGCAAAUGGAGAAAGGGAAAUUGGUGAGCUAAUUGCUAGGGCUAUGGAGAAAGUAGGCAAGGAAGGUGUCAUCACUAUUCAAGAUGGAAGGACACUGGAAAAUGAUUUGGAAGUUGUUGAGGGGAUGAAGCUGGACAGAGGCUACAUAUCCCCGUACUUCAUCACAAAUGAGAAGAACCAGAAAUGUGAGCUGGAGGACCCACUUAUUCUUAUUCACGAAAAAAAAAUCUCAAGCAUAAAUGCGAUUGUGAAAGUGUUAGAGUUGGCUUUGAAGAGACAAAAGCCCCUCUUAAUUGUGUCCGAAGAUGUGGAGAGUGAAGCACUUGCUACACUUAUUCUGAACAAGCUUCGCGCUGGAAUCAAGGUUUGCGCCAUCAAAGCUCCAGGAUUUGGUGAAAACAGGAAGUCUAAUUUGCAAGAUCUUGCAGCUUUAACUGGAGGCCAGGUCAUUACAGAAGAACUUGGUUUGAACAUUGAAAAUGUGGAGUUGGACAUGCUGGGAAAAUGUAAAAAGGUGACUAUCUCCAAGGAUGACACUGUUAUUCUUGAUGGUGCGGGUGAGAAGAAGGCCAUAGAGGACAGAUGUGAACAGAUUAGAUCAGCAAUUGAACUGAGCACAUCUGAUUAUGACAAGGAGAAAUUACAGGAAAGACUAGCUAAGCUUUCAGGGGGUGUUGCAGUUUUGAAGAUAGGAGGAGCUAGUGAAGUUGAGGUUGGUGAGAAGAAAGACAGAGUUACCGAUGCUCUGAAUGCCACAAAAGCUGCCGUAGAGGAAGGAAUUGUUCCAGGUGGUGGAGUUGCACUUCUGUAUGCAUCAAAAGAAUUGGAGACAUUGCCAACAGCCAACUUUGACCAGAAGAUUGGUGUGCAAAUUAUUCAGAAUGCUCUGAAGAUGCCAGUACAUACCAUUGCCUCUAAUGCUGGGGUGGAGGGAUCAGUAGUGGUUGGCAAACUGUUGGAGCAGGAUAACCCUGAUCUUGGAUAUGAUGCGGCAAAAGGUGAAUAUGUUGAUAUGGUAAAAGCAGGAAUCAUUGACCCAUUGAAAGUAAUUAGGACAGCCCUGGUUGAUGCUGCUAGUGUGUCAUCUCUAUUGACUACAACUGAAGCUGUUAUUGUUGAGCUUCCCAAGGAUGAGAAGGCAUCUCCACCUAUGCCUGGUGGUGGUAUGGACUACUAAUGCACUAUCAAAAAGCAGUGAUUCAAGAUGACCUGACGUACAAUUUAGCUCACAGAAUAAGGAAGUUUCUUAAGGUUGUUGCUGAUGGUAUCACAAUUGUAACAAUAGCAAGAGAUGAAUGUGAAAUUCAUGUUUUUGUAGGUUGAGAACUUGUACUAUUUGCUAGACAGCGGCGUCCUCAUCUCUAAUCUAUGAAAAAAAAUUCUUCUCUAAAA
Capsicum annuum is the source of this 2154-nucleotide messenger RNA. RefSeq names its product chaperonin CPN60-2, mitochondrial. Gene Ontology annotation, cellular component: cytosol; mitochondrion. Gene Ontology annotation, molecular function: ATP binding; ATP-dependent protein folding chaperone. Gene Ontology annotation, biological process: protein refolding. NCBI's taxonomy places the organism in Eukaryota, Viridiplantae, Streptophyta, Magnoliopsida, Solanales, Solanaceae. The transcript is spliced from 18 exons. Bases 218 to 1939 code for a protein of 573 amino acids. The record is from RefSeq and is a predicted model, not a curated record.